AUUAAAGAGUGGCCCAAGGGCUCUGGGCCCUAAGUCUUUUGUGCCAUUCCCUUGAUUUCUUGCCCCUUCCCUCUUUUUUAACUUUUUUUUUUUUUACAGGGUGGCAGGAUGCAUUGCAAAAUGCAGUGCUAGAGUUCCUAGCCACAUGCCAGGCUGUGACCCAGAUUGUGAUUGCUGGAUAUCAUGAGCGGAUGGUAUUGACCGGUGACAAGAAACUUCUAACUUCCCCAUCAGUUUCAGAAUUGUGCAUGGCAACUGAUGGCAAAGCUCUUAUUCCUUUGCGUCAGAAGACAAGGAAGAAAAAUCAAGGAAUUUGUGCAAUGAGCCGUCGAAGAAUCUCCUGUAAGGACUUGGGACUAGCCAAUUGCCAGGGGUGGCUAUACAAGAAAAAAGAAAAAGGGGGCUUUAUUGGCAACAAAUGGAAAAAGUUCUGGUGUGUACUGAAAGCUUCGUCAUUAUAUUGGUACAGCAAUCAAUUGGCAGAGAAAGCCGAAGGAUUCCUCAGCCUUCCAAACUUCACAGUGGAACAAGCGACAGAGUGCAAGAAAAAGUAUGCUAUGAAGAUCAUCCAUCCACAGAUCAAGACGUUUUAUUUUGCAGCAGAAAAUGUGGAGGAAAUGAAUAUAUGGCUGAGUAAACUAGGUGUGGCUGUCCUUGACAAACAAGACAAUAAGAAGAAUGAAGAAGAGUGCUAUAGUGAGAGCGAGCAUGAAGAUCCAGAAAUAAAUGUGGAGACACCACCCCCUCCAUAUUCAGAUCAGCCACUGCUGCCUCAUUUGGACCAGCAAGAGCCUUCCUUGACAUCGCAUGCAUCAAGUGAAGUAUCAUGUUCUUUGUCCUCACCAGAAAGCGCUAUGAAGUCCGAAGGAUCCUCUUCUUCCUCACUGUCCAAAGUAUUGUAUCCAGAGGGACAAUCAUGGCUUGACUUUGUUAACAGCACUUCCAAUGGGGAACAAAUGGACAAUCAGUCUUCAGCUGUCUCUGGUGACUCUCAAGAUACUGAUCACUUGGUGACAGGCUGUACUGCAACAUUGGAAAGUGGGACUGUCAAACCCGAAUGCAGCUUUCGGAUGUCUUUGAAUGAAGAUGCAUCUAUGUUAGGUAGUGCUAAGGGUAACCUAGCUGUGCCUGGGAUAGCAGCAUCGAAAACUCUACCUAAAGAACAUGCAAAAUGCUCAAUAGAUGAAAUGGAGAAACUUUACAAGUCCUUAGAGCAAGCAAGUUUAUCUCCCAUUGGGGACCGGCGGCCUUCUACCAAAAAGGAGCUGAGAAAAUCCUUUAUCAAAAGGAGCAAAAACCCAUCAGUUAAUGAGAAACUCCACAAAAUCCGCGCACUGAAUAGUACAUUAAAGUGUAAAGAGCAUGAUUUGGCCAUAAUUAACCAGUUGUUGGAGGAUCACGAGUUAACAGCAAGGAAGUACAGAGAGUGGAAGAAUUCAAACACCAUGUUGGUUCAAGAUAUCUAUCAGCAGCAGGAUGUUCUGAAUACAUCUGAAGGAAAUAGCACAGAAGCAGGGAUGGUGCUUCAACCAUCUUUCAUCGAAAGUACCAUCUGAGACCAAUGGACUGUGUGGUACUUUCCCCCAGUACCUCUUCACUUACAAAUAGUUUAAGCUGCUACAAUUUCAGGUUUUGUUUUUCUAGGGAAUUAUCACUUCCUACAAUGGAAAACUCAACCCAUUAUCUAGAGCAUUAUUUCUUCCCUUAACAAUAGGAGCAUAGGAAGCUGCCUUAUACUGAGUCAAUUCAUCUAGUUUAGUGUUGUCUACACUGACUGGAAGCUGCUCUCCAGGCUUUCCGACAGGCAGUCUUUCCCAGUCCUACAAGGGGUUGAACAUGGGACCUUCUGCAUGCAGAGCAGAUAUUCUACCCCUGAGCUAUGGCCUGUCAUCAUCCUAUCUUUCUUUAAACUAGAAUGUCACCACCCAAGGUGUCACAUCAUGAUGAUGUUACUCUUGGCAAAGCUGUGAGGAGAAAGUUUAUCUGGUGGACAAGAAAUGGAAUUCUAUUUUUUUUUUUAAAAAAAGUGGCUGACCUUCAUAACACAAAUGUUUUAGCAAGCAUAGCACCUGAACAUUAUGGAUUUCAAAGAGUAUGUACAUAUUGUAAAUAAGAAGUCUGAGUUAUUUUAAAGUUUGUUGAGAGAAGUAAAAAAAUUGAGUUGCAGAAAUGCUACCAGGGUUUAAAAAACAAAACCACCAUUUUGUUGUAGCUUCUCUAACCUUCAAAAAAAAAAUUAGUCUUUGCUGAUGACAAGCUGUUUUCAGUACAGAGGGGAAAAGGGAAAUAAAGACCAUGUCUGUACUCUCUUAUAAAGCCUUUCAUCUGUUCAGUGAAUACCUUUAACAAUCACAGUGUCACUGCAUUUAUGAAUGGUUGAAACAAAAGUGAUUUCUUACAUCAUGUGGGGAAAGUUGCAUUGGAAUUUUUCUUCAUGACAAAAUAAAUUCUUCA
Messenger RNA from Rhineura floridana, 2454 nucleotides. RefSeq names its product interaction protein for cytohesin exchange factors 1 (gene IPCEF1). The coding region runs from base 192 to 1556 and encodes 454 amino acids. The record is from RefSeq and is a predicted model, not a curated record. Lineage: Eukaryota; Metazoa; Chordata; Lepidosauria; Squamata; Rhineuridae. The transcript is spliced from 11 exons.